Molecule: messenger RNA, 983 nt
Organism: Ceratosolen solmsi marchali
Lineage: Eukaryota; Metazoa; Arthropoda; Insecta; Hymenoptera; Agaonidae
Gene: SrpRbeta
Product: signal recognition particle receptor beta
Exons: 4
Coding region: 206-925 (239 amino acids)
Biological process (GO): protein localization to Golgi apparatus; intracellular protein transport; Golgi to plasma membrane protein transport
Cellular component (GO): Golgi apparatus
Molecular function (GO): GTP binding; GTPase activity
Source: RefSeq, a predicted model, not a curated record
CAUUUAAUUGCUGUAUUAUGGUAGCACUGUUGUCACUACCAAAUAGAGUCUAGACUUAAAAGUUGCAACCACAUAAGCAGAUCACGUCUUUCUACUUCUUAUACUUUAAAAGAUGAAAAUAUGGAAACAAGUUUAAUAUUGAACAAGCAGAACCAGAUGUUUAAAUAAUUUGAAUUCUAAUUAAAAUUUUGUGGUUCUAAAAAUCAUGGAGAAACAUGUUGAACGCUUCAUAAGCAAAAACUCAGAAUCGCAAUUAAUAGGGAUUAUUAUAGCAAUUUUUACAGUGACAAUAACAUUAGUUCUUUAUGUUUUAUGGAGACGCAGAACAUCUAUUGGACAUUGCAUACUUCUUACGGGUCUUUGCAAUGCUGGUAAAACACUCAUUUAUGCUCGACUGAUACAUACCAAGUAUGUGCAGACUCAUACCUCUGUAAAAGAAAAUAUUAGUGACCUUGAGUAUAAUCACUCUAUCAAGAUAGUUGAUAUUCCUGGACAUGAACGAUUAAGAUACAAAUUUUUUGACAAGUAUAAAAAAUUUGCAAAAGGGUUAGUAUUUGUUAUUGAUUCUGUAACUAUUCAAAAAGAUGUAAGAGAUACUGCCGAAUUUCUAUAUACUUUGCUAUCUGAUUUAAUGAUACGUAAAAGUGUUCCAAUAUUAAUUCUUUGCAAUAAGCAAGAUCAUACUUUAGCAAAAAACAGUACAGUUAUAAAAGCUGUACUUGAAAAAGAAAUGAAUUUGUUAAGGGUAACUAAAACUAAUCAAUUGGAUAACACAGAUGCAUCAUCAUCUAAUGUAUAUUUAGGAAUAACUGGAAAAGAUUUUUCAUUUUCACAUCUUGAUAGAAAAAUUAAAUUUGCAGAAUGCAGUGCUGGUACACCAACUGAUUUGGAACAAUUUAAGUCAUGGUUGAUAAAUUUGGAUUAAUAUUUUAUUUAAUAUCUAUUUGUAUUUAUUUCUGAGAGAAUGUGAUUACUUAUUUUAU